CUGUGAAGCCGCCUCACUGGGGUUGGGGGGGGGAAUUGUGCAGGCGCUCUCGAGGCCUCGGUGUCCGCCGUGUCUGUCGUCUUUUCUGUAGGGGCUCUCGGGGGCCCGUAAGGCGGAUCAAGCGGAGCCGGAACAUUCACCCCUCACAUCGCCGCCGCUACGUCACUUCCGUCGCGGUGUGACACACGGAGCGGAAACGCCGCCCUGCUUUUUGAACAAGCUUUAUUGUUUCGGAGAGUGGACACAGACGCAGCUUCCUGUGCAGCGCAGUGUUCGGAAGAGCUCCCUGUGCGCUAUGUUUUAUCAUAUCUCAUUGGAACAUGAAAUUCUCCUGCACCCAAGAUAUUUUGGACCAAAUCUUCUUAAUACAGUGAAGCAGAAGCUUUUCACUGAGGUGGAAGGGACAUGUACUGGCAAGUACGGUUUUGUGAUUGCAGUUACCACCAUUGACAAUAUUGGCGCGGGCGUUAUCCAGCCUGGCAGGGGCUUUGUGCUGUAUCCUGUCAAGUAUAAGGCCAUUGUUUUCCGACCCUUUAAAGGAGAAGUGGUAGAUGCAGUUGUUACCCAAGUUAACAAGGUUGGAUUGUUCACAGAAAUUGGACCUAUGUCCUGCUUCAUCUCUAGACAUUCGAUCCCAUCUGAAAUGGAGUUUGAUCCAAAUUCUAACCCACCGUGUUACAAGACUGUAGAUGAGGAUGUUGUUAUUCAGCAGGAUGAUGAAAUUCGACUUAAAAUUGUUGGAACCAGAGUGGAUAAGAACGACAUAUUUGCUAUUGGUUCUUUGAUGGAUGAUUAUUUGGGUCUGGUCAGCUGAUGUGCAUCGUAUUCUUCCACUUGGACCACGUUUUUUUUUUUUUUACAUUGUGUAGAUUUCAGCUGAUGCGUACACUUUGUAGCACUACAGCUGGCACUGUUGCUGAAUCGGUUUAGAUAUUUGAACAUGUGAAGCUCUGUUCUUGAUAGAAUCUUAUUUUAUUAAAGAAACUUGAUAAAA
Molecule: messenger RNA, 994 nt
Organism: Hyla sarda
Lineage: Eukaryota; Metazoa; Chordata; Amphibia; Anura; Hylidae
Gene: POLR2G
Product: RNA polymerase II subunit G
Exons: 9
Coding region: 296-814 (172 amino acids)
Biological process (GO): DNA-templated transcription; positive regulation of translational initiation; transcription initiation at RNA polymerase II promoter
Cellular component (GO): RNA polymerase II, core complex; P-body
Molecular function (GO): translation initiation factor binding; single-stranded DNA binding; single-stranded RNA binding
Source: RefSeq, a predicted model, not a curated record